AUGAAUAUUCAAUUAAGUAGUACCAUAUUAGCAUGGUUGAUAUUGUCGUUAGCUACACAUGUCACAUCUCAACAAGGCAUUUUUAACAUAAGAACAUAUGGCGCACCUAAUGGAGAUAUAACCAAUGCUUUCAAGAGUGCUUGGAAAGAGGCAUGUGCAUCAACAAUUCCAAGUAAAGUUGUGAUUCCUGAGGGUUGGUAUAAGUUGCAACAAAUAGAUCUUGAAGGACCAUGCAAUGCUCCAAUCGAGGUUCAAGUUCAUGGGAUGAUUCUAUCACCAAAAAACCCUUACCACCUCAAUGGACAAGAUCAGUGGGUUAGAUUUCAAUAUAUUAACUUCUUUACCUUAUCUGGUAAAGGAACAUUUGACGGUCAGGGUCAAAUGGCUUGGAAGCAAAAUAAUUGCCCAAGAAAUACCAAUUGCAUAAGGUUUGCCAUGAAUUUUGGUUUCGCUUUCCUCAACAAUUCGAUUAUUCAAGACAUAAACUCAAAAGACAGUAAAUAUUUCCAUGCCAAUGUUUUCGGAUGCAAUAAUAUUACCUUUACAAAUUUCAACGUCAAUGCGCCAGAAAAUAGUCCCAACACGGAUGGAAUUCAUAUUGGGAGAUCAACUAAAGUAAAUAUUAUCAACUCGAAGAUUGGCACUGGCGACGAUUGCAUCUCUCUCGGUGAUGGUAGCCGACAAAUCGUCAUUCGAAACAUAACAUGUGGACCAGGACAUGGUAUUAGUGUUGGAAGCUUAGGAAAAUAUCCUAAUGAAGAACCGGUUGUGGGUCUUAUUGUCAAAAAUUGCACAUUAAAUAAUACAAAUAAUGGUGUGAGGAUCAAAACAUGGCCUGGUACUUCAGUGAUUUCAAUUGCAUCUCAUUUGCAUUUUGAAAAUAUUGUAAUGGUUAAUGUUAGCAAUCCUGUUAUUAUUGAUCAAGAAUAUUGCCCUUGGAAUCAAUGCUCAAAAAAGAGUCCAUCAAAAAUAAAGAUAAGGAAAGUGAUCUUUAAAAAUAUUAGAGGAACUUCUGCAACUCAAGAAGGGGUGACUCUUGUUUGUAGUCCGGGUGUGCCAUGUGAAAGUGUGGUACUCAAUAACAUAGAUUUAAGCUUCAAUGAGUCAAAAGUAACGGCUAAAUGUUCAAAUGUAAAGCCCAAAAUUCAAAGAAAAUCACCCAUUUGUGAAUAUCACAUAUAG
Messenger RNA from Lathyrus oleraceus (garden pea), 1182 nucleotides. RefSeq names its product polygalacturonase. Gene Ontology annotation, biological process: carbohydrate metabolic process. NCBI's taxonomy places the organism in Eukaryota, Viridiplantae, Streptophyta, Magnoliopsida, Fabales, Fabaceae. The transcript has 4 exons. Gene Ontology annotation, molecular function: polygalacturonase activity. The record is from RefSeq and is a predicted model, not a curated record. Bases 1 to 1182 code for a protein of 393 amino acids.